GCAGUGAUACCCGGGGCAGUUUGGGCGGCGCACCGGGCGAAGAUGGCGGCGGAGCGGCAGGACGCUCUGAGGGAGUUCGUGGCGGUGACGGGCGCCGAGGAGGAUCGGGCCCGCUUCUUCCUGGAGUCGGCCGGCUGGGACCUGCAGAUCGCCCUAGCAAGCUUUUAUGAGGAUGGAGGGGACGAAGACAUUGUGACCAUUUCGCAGGCAACCCCCAGUUCAGUAUCCAGAGGCACAGCCCCCAGCGAUAAUAGGGUGACAUCCUUCAGAGACCUCAUUCAUGACCAAGAUGAAGAUGAGGAGGAAGAGGAGGGUCAGAGGUUUUAUGCUGGGGGCUCAGAGAGAAGUGGACAGCAGAUUGUUGGCCCUCCCAGGAAGAGAAGUCCCAACGAGCUGGUGGACGAUCUCUUUAAAGGUGCCAAGGAGCAUGGAGCUGUAGCUGUGGAACGAGUGACCAAGAGCCCUGGAGAGACCAGUAAACCAAGACCAUUUGCAGGCGGUGGCUACCGCCUUGGAGCGGCACCAGAGGAAGAGUCUGCCUACGUGGCAGGAGAAAGGAGGCGGCAUUCCGGCCAAGAUGUUCAUGUAGUGUUGAAGCUCUGGAAGACUGGAUUCAGCUUGGACAAUGGUGAACUCAGAAGCUACCAAGACCCAUCCAAUGCCCAGUUUCUGGAGUCUAUUCGCAGAGGAGAGGUGCCAGCAGAGCUGCGGAGGUUAGCUCACGGUGGGCAGGUGAACUUGGACAUGGAGGACCAUCGGGAUGAGGACUUCGUGAAGCCCAAGGGAGCCUUCAAAGCCUUCACUGGCGAGGGUCAGAAACUGGGCAGCACUGCCCCCCAGGUAUUGAAUACCAGCUCUCCAGCACAGCAGGCAGAAAAUGAAGCCAAAGCCAGCUCUUCCAUCUCAAUCGAUGAGUCACAGCCUACCACAAACAUCCAAAUACGGCUUGCUGAUGGUGGGAGGCUGGUGCAGAAGUUUAACCACAGCCACAGGAUCAGCGACAUCCGACUCUUCAUCGUAGACGCCCGGCCGGCCAUGGCUGCCACCAGCUUUGUCCUUAUGACUACCUUCCCGAACAAAGAGCUGGCUGACGAGAACCAGACGCUGAAGGAAGCCAACCUGCUCAAUGCCGUCAUCGUGCAGCGGUUAACAUAACUGCCAGGCCCGGCCAGCAGCCUCAUCUCCCCCCGUGUCUCCCAUGGCCAGCUGCCCUGUGGGGACCACCCUUCCACCCACUCCUGCACACCCUGCAUCCAGUGCCACGUCUCCUCCGUAGCUCUGGGUUCUUAGAUCUCAGUUGGACAUUUGUUUUCUCCUUAGUUGCAUUUCCUGGGUUUUUGUGAUGAUCAAUGGACUUUAAAGAAAAAAAUAAAAACAACCAAAAAA
Molecule: messenger RNA, 1386 nt
Organism: Budorcas taxicolor (takin)
Lineage: Eukaryota; Metazoa; Chordata; Mammalia; Artiodactyla; Bovidae
Gene: NSFL1C
Product: NSFL1 cofactor
Exons: 9
Coding region: 43-1155 (370 amino acids)
Biological process (GO): nuclear membrane reassembly; proteasome-mediated ubiquitin-dependent protein catabolic process; membrane fusion
Cellular component (GO): nucleus; cytosol
Molecular function (GO): ubiquitin binding
Source: RefSeq, a predicted model, not a curated record